Gaeumannomyces tritici R3-111a-1 is the source of this 1034-nucleotide messenger RNA. RefSeq lists its product as hypothetical. The transcript is spliced from 3 exons. NCBI's taxonomy places the organism in Eukaryota, Fungi, Ascomycota, Sordariomycetes, Magnaporthales, Magnaporthaceae. The record is from RefSeq and is a predicted model, not a curated record. The coding region runs from base 1 to 666 and encodes 221 amino acids.
AUGCCUGGGUUGCAAGGCGAGCGAGACCAGUCAGCCAGCAAGCCACGCACAGUCACGACUAUUGAGACUGGAGCUGGGCCCUCCAUGGCUCAGCGGUGGCGGACGCGCACAUCAAGGGCAAACAGCGACGACUCGUGCGGCCCCCCGCCCCUGUCGCUCUCCCGCAGUGCGAGCACAAACACGGUGUGGGAUUCGCCCACCUGCUGCGCCUCGCUUCGUCUGAUUAUCAAGUCGGGCGCAUCCCAGGCACCCGCCUCCACAGACAUUGACGACAAUACUGAAUACCUUAUCCCCGUUGGGAGUGAGGGCGAUGGGGGAGGCCCUGGCAGCAAGCCCGCAGCCCGCAACGUAGCCGCGCCAGAAAUCACAACGUUUCUACCCCAGUCAAUGCGGGAUGGGUGCGCCGCCAGGCAUCUUGGAACUUAUGCGAACCGGACCCCUAUCUCCCAAAACCACCAAGCGUUCCAAGAUUCAAGACCGGGGUCUCAUUGGCCGGCGGCGCCCCAUCUCCUACAUGAGGCGUUCCAAAGGGCGGCUAGCAGCCAGGAGCAAAGGACGUGCAAACCCGCACUUCAGGGUGCGGUCCGCCGUCUGCCCGGCCAGACUCGACCGCAAUGGAUCAAGCAGCCACUGAGGUGGACUUUAUCGACGAGCUGGGCACGCUAAGCAAGCCCGAUGGGGAUAUUGUUGCUUGCUUUAGUCGUGCAAGGCCCGCCAGUGUCACCUCAUCCCCUGGUCCGAACAACUUGAAAUCCCAUCCACGGAGCUGGCAAGAAUCCCAUCUUUCCUUUUUCUUUCCCCUUUUCCGCAUGCGAAGAGGCUAGCGAACGAUGCUGAGGAGCGCAUCCGGCAUGGGUUGAUGGCACAUUCGGGUACCGGAAAGACACAGCCGGGCUUGGGAACUACAGGGCAUAGGAUGCUCGAAAGAGGAGAAUAUCCACCUAAAAAAAAAUUAAAAUUAAAAUAAAAGAAUAAGAAAAAAAAGUGUGCUGUGAUGUUAGGCCUGCAGGGCUACUUUACGUGCGGCACUGCAG